GGAAUACGCCCUGCCUGUGACAAGUUGGACAGAUCGACGAGUGCAUCAAUCACGUGAUGCUCCUAAGCCUUCUUGACGUAAUAUAACUGUGUUGCUUUUUGCUCCUCUACUUGCUGGUCAGUUUUUGAACUAGGCAGUUACACGUACAAUCCGCUUCUUAAACAUACCUCUAAUAUGUCUAAAAUGAUCCCCUUAGAAAACAUCCUAAGCAGAGUGCGAGUAGCUCCUGAAGUCUUUGAGCUACGCCCGGAUUACCGUGCUUUGUUAAUGGUCGUGGAUGGUAUUCCGCCGGGUCCUUGCGAUACUACGAGUGAGGCUCUGCUGCAGGAAGCUGAGGCUUCCGCCCGAAGGCAGCUGACACAACAUGCAGUCAUUGAUAUGCCGCAUGUGGCAGCAUGGCGAGAUGCCUACAAGGCUUUUGGCGCAAAACCGCAACGUACCCGUAACAGCUUGGAGGCACUGACACGUCGGGUGGAGGGUGGUCUACCGCGUGUUAAUCGCCUAACGGAUAUUUACAACGCCAUCUCCGUCAAGCAUCAAAUUCCAUUAGGCGGCGAGGAUUUAAACAAGUACGAGGGAGCGCCACGCUUGAUUCGGGCAACGGGCAAGGAGAAUUUCGAGACGGUGACCAGCGGAGAUAUUGUUGUAGAGCAUCCAGAUACUGGGGAAGUUGUUUGGUGCGACGAUGUUGGCGUUACCUCCCGUCGCUGGAACUGGCGCCAAGGCCCUCGAACCGCGCUGACCGACAGUACCACCAGAGCUCUAUUCAUUCUCGAUGCACUCAGCCCGGUCUCUGACAGCUCUUUGCAUGCGGCCGCUGAGGAGCUUACAUCUACGUUGAAGGAACUGAGUCCUGAUGUGCGUGUCGAACGCCGGAUAAUCAGUAUUUCCACACGAUAAUAAGGGAUGGAUAAAAUUUUGUGGGACACUAUCAGGAUGAUAUCUUAAGAUUGAAAACCACCUCUCUUAGAGAGCAAUCUACACGGGUUCAUUUACUGUAGCAUAGUUGGCCGAAGGUUAAGGUUUACUCUUCCCGUCCUGUACUUCGAUCCACCGUUGAAUCGAGUCGCUAUCUAAGAAAAAGGCGCAUUUUUGUUAAACCUCUCUACUGGCGCUAGGGCCUCUUGCGAUUGUCUCGGUGAGCCCAACUCAAUCCUGAGAGCACUUCUAGGAGGUCAGUGGUGGCGAGGCCCUGUAUUAUGAGAAUAUCCAUCGUUGCAGGGCGGGGCUUGACAACAAAGAGCCUCUCGUUCGAAUCAUGCUCUCUCCCGUUGAGAUCGCAGUCGC
Molecule: messenger RNA, 1287 nt
Organism: Truncatella angustata
Lineage: Eukaryota; Fungi; Ascomycota; Sordariomycetes; Amphisphaeriales; Sporocadaceae
Product: Phenylalanyl-tRNA synthetase
Exons: 1
Coding region: 175-900 (241 amino acids)
Molecular function (GO): RNA binding; phenylalanine-tRNA ligase activity
Source: RefSeq, a predicted model, not a curated record